AUGGCAACCAACAAAAGGACAAGAAUUCAAACAGGCCACAAUGAGCCAUCAGACAGACACCGCAAGAAACAAUGCAAUACCUUAUUCCUGGAAAACCACACAGAGACAAUGCGACGGGAAUUGCCGCAUGCUGUUGAAGUGCAAACUGUCACCGUCGACACUGUGCUUCCCGUUAUCAUAGAGCGUCUCAUCAGCCUGGAGCAGGCCGUUGAGCAAACCACAAAAGAGGUGAAGGAAGCGAAACUGGAAAUAAUUGAGUUAAUUAACAAUUUGAAGGAGACGAUCCCGGCGAUGAUGCGGGAGACGAUGCUCGAAGUAUGGCAGUCGAUAUUCAGCGGAAUGGCAACGACAAUCGGAGAUAUGCGGAGUGCUGCAGCUGCUGGAGCUACCGCACCACCCCCACCACCAGCAAUGCAACAACAAACUAUUCCGGCGGCGGCUGCGAAUCUCCUGGUGCUGACGGAACGAAUUCGCACUUUCACCUUUCAAUCGCAACACAACAGUCUAAAAGGUCUGUGGGACGAAUGGCACGGCCUGGGAAACUACCAGGACCUGCCCAUUGCUGGAGGGGUUGCCGCUUUGGAGGAGUUGCACGGCGCAAAAUGGAGAAACACAAGAACAAACAUACAACAACGCGUCUCAAGACAAGGCAAGAUUUGUCUUGGGAUUAAAAAGAAGUCUGAGGCCGAAUCCAAGUCGAUCGACUCGGUUUGCAACGAAUGGAAUCGAAAGUAUGCGAUGGAGCUCAACAAAAACAUGAGAAGGUUCGUGGAGUUCUUGCAAGAGGAGAAUUGGAUUCCAGUUCCUACAAGACGCGGACGAAGAUCAGAUACUUAG
Molecule: messenger RNA, 837 nt
Organism: Cylindrotheca closterium
Lineage: Eukaryota; Bacillariophyta; Bacillariophyceae; Bacillariales; Bacillariaceae
Source: the annotation of a GenBank genome assembly